This is a messenger RNA of Hyaloscypha bicolor E, 1478 nucleotides long. RefSeq names its product S-adenosyl-L-methionine-dependent methyltransferase. NCBI's taxonomy places the organism in Eukaryota, Fungi, Ascomycota, Leotiomycetes, Helotiales, Hyaloscyphaceae. Bases 57 to 1148 code for a protein of 363 amino acids. The transcript is spliced from 11 exons. The record is from RefSeq and is a predicted model, not a curated record. Gene Ontology annotation, molecular function: methyltransferase activity.
CAACAAUCGAACGACUCGGGCAGAUCGCGAAUUGGGUACCAGAAACGGAAGAGAAAAUGUCUGAGGCUGCCAACCAAGACAAUAUUCCUGGGGACACAGGUGUCGGUCCCAAUCCAGAGGGGGCGCCUGCCGCACAUGAGGCCGACAAUGCGGAUGAUAUUCUAGAUUCUGAUUUAGAUGGUCCCGAUGUGCUUGAUGACGGAGAUUCUGGCUUUGCAAGUGAAACAGGUGAAAAUUGGACCGAUUCACUUGCAUCGAGCAUUCGGCAUUACAGAAAGGCAUAUGGGAGGACAUACCACUCGUUCAAAGAAGGAAAAUAUAAUGUGCCAAACGAUGAGCAAGAACAAAAUCGACUUGAUUUGCAGAACCAUCUGUUCAUGCUGACAUUGGGUGGAAAAUUACACCUUGCCCCAAUCAGCGAAAAUAUCCACAAUUGUCUGGAUAUUGGAACUGGAACUGGUAUAUGGGCUACGGAUUUUGCUGAUGCACAUCCAAAUGUAAAGGUCACGGGAACAGAUCUGAGUCCCAUUCAGGCCACAUGGGUCCCUCCUAACGUCGAAUUUCUCAUUGAUGACGCAGAAGAACCAUGGGCAUUUCCUGAGAAAUUUGACUUCGUCCAUGCCCGUCAAAUGGUAGGGUCAUUUGCCAGCUGGCCCAAGUUUGUAGAGACUGCAUACGAGGGAAUCAGUCCCGGUGGGUGGAUCGAGCUUCAAGACAUUGGCAUACUUGCAAGUGACGACCAAGAUAUUACCCAGACAGGGAUUGAUCAGUGGUACCGUACGGUCGCUAAGGCAUUUGAUGCCAUCGGGAGAGGUGUUCAGACGGCAGAGCAUCAUGCGGAGAUGUUGAAGGCUGCGGGAUUCGAGGAAAUUCAUCAUGAAGUGUUUAAAUGGCCCCUAAACACUUGGCCUAAAGACCGAAAGAUGAAGGAGAUUGGCCUUUGGUCUCGGGAAAAUAUGCUGGAUUGUCUCGAGGCUUGGUCGAUUGUCCCCUUUACACAGUUCCUUGGAUGGAGUUUAGAAGAGGUACAAGUGUCGCAAGCAAAGGCGAGAGCGAGUUUGCAUGACACCUCGAUUCAUGCGUAUUGGAAGAUCCAUGUCGUGUAUGGGAGGAAGCCGCUUGGAACUGCGGAAGGUGCUCAGGCCUAGUUACGCGAUAAAGAGAACUUUGAGGUGGUACGGAACUUAUAGAAGUCUAGAUGAAUGGAUUAUUAUUCCACAGUCAAUUUACUGGUUGAUGUAUUGGCACCACAACCAGUGAUCGAGGUCGCAGACGGGGUUUGACUACAAACCAUGCCCAGGUCAGUCGUCCGGCCCGUUUCGGACGCAGAGCCGGAAGGCAUUGAAACAGCCUGCAAAUCACGCUCAAGGGCGGAGGAGGUUUACGGACGAAGAUUUGCUCAUCCCGCCAGAUUAAAGUUGUAGUUUUGAGCAAGUGCAGCUAGAAUCUCGUCCAUAUUCGUAACACUUCACAACCCU